Messenger RNA from Paralichthys olivaceus (Japanese flounder), 2236 nucleotides. Its product is annotated as transmembrane protein 179. Lineage: Eukaryota; Metazoa; Chordata; Actinopteri; Pleuronectiformes; Paralichthyidae. The record is from RefSeq and is a predicted model, not a curated record.
UCUUCUUUCUUCCUGGUUCCUGGAGAAUGUGGCGGAGUGAUACGUCUGUCGGUGUCCGCUGCUCGUGCGUUGUGCUGGAAUGCGGAGGGUCGGGUGGGUCCCACACUUCAGGCUGUAAAUACCCGAGAGCACGGUGAACCGUCACUCGGGACACAGACGGGGGGCUGUUGGCUUCAAUCGUGAAUUCUCCGCCGGUUCUGUUGUUUUGUGGUUUUGUUUACGGGGAGCAUGGAGCUGGACCGGCGGCUGCUGCUGGCCCACUGCACGGUCCACGCCCUGUCGAUCGCGGCGGGGCUGCUGGUGGUCGUGCCCAUGGCUCUCAACGGAUCCGCUUUCAAAGGCCGCUGCGCCCUCUUCUCCACCGGCUACUGGAGGACCGAGAGUCGGGCCGAGGCGCCGGAGCAGCCGGGAGACGUCUCCCAGCUGGUGGUGCAGCAGUGGGGGCCGCUCGCCGCCUGCCAGUUCGCCACUUUCGUGGGUAUCUUCUCGGUGCUGUACGGGGCAGCGCAGGGCUGGAGGUGUCUCUUCUACCUGCAUGGACGACAUGACGACACCCUGUUUUCAUCAUUCCUGACUGUUCUGCUGAGUGUGUGCGUUCUCUUCCUGUCUGGAGGGGCCAGUGUCCUCUUGUCUCUGGGUCUGGUCUCGUGGUGCGACACUGUGACUGACAACAACACACGACCAUACAGCUGUGCAGAGUCCCAGUCUGUUCCAAUGUAUCUGGAUGUGGACACCUCCUCUUUCUACACAGAGCUCAAUCUGGCUCAGGCUUCUCUGUGGGGUGUGACGUCUCUGUGGCUGGCUCAGUCUAUCCUGGCUUUCCUGCGGCUCUACCACUCCCACAGCCAGAACAUCAGUGGACCGUGUCUUCACCGAGAGAAGGAACUCCUCCUGGGAUACAGUCCAUCUGAAAGUGGCAGCUCCCCCUCACCUCCCUAUGCCCCAGCGACACCCACCAUCUUAGUCUGACUCAGAGUAAAUGAAGUAGUGCUCUAAGGUGUUACCCUUAACCCCACUAUCUAAAUUCAUACAGUUCUUCACAGCAUGUAGGUUAUGAAUAUUUUGAGUACGGCUUGGUUCAUAAUGUUUAAGGUUUCUUUAUGUUUCUAUAUAAUUUAGCAUAGAGCCCCCAGUAAAAUAAUACUGGAGUAUAAAUCAGCUGAAACAUUAUGGUACACGUUUAUGUUUCCCCUGCAGGUCAAAAUACUUUGAUAACCAAAUUUAACGGAUCUUUAAACUAAAUGUUUUGUAUGGUGUUUGUUUGCGACAAAUUAUUAAUUUGUCGUUGGCUGAUUUAAAAGAAAAUCUGUUAAAUUGAUUUUGGUACCACCCACAGUAAAAAAUACAAGAUCCUCCAGGCUUUAUUAUAUAAUCAUAUGAUGUUUGAGCAGGGCCAACACCACUCACAUAACUGCACUGUCUAACUCAAGCACCCAUCACCUCAUAAUGACUCUUAGGGUGGAUUCACGUCACUGAUGACACCAUUAACAAUAUUUUUUUCAGUAUACUCAGGAUGCAUGGUUGUUUACAGUUCUGCUUGAGUCAGUUUGCACAGUUGGAUCCUCAUCAGGGAGAAUACGUUCUUGUUUUGUUGUUUUUGUUUUGUUUACUUGUUCCAAGUGUAUAGUUCAGAUGUAGCACUGAGGCGCUUUUAUUUUGAAGCAUGUGGUAAGAAUGUGACUGAGCCACUGUGUACGUGAAACAGGCUCACUGUGUGAGCAUGACCUCAAUGUUCUGUUGUGUAACAGAAAAAUGGCUGCCGACUCUCUCCUCUUGUGAAGAUUUCUAUUAUGAUGCUGUUUGUGUGGACACGGCCGCUCUCAGUUAAAGAAUCAGCCAAAUCUCCUCUAGGGAUUUUCAGUGAAGUCUGUCAAGGAUGAUUACAAAUUUAACUUUCAAGGAUCUGAGAGAAUUUCCUCGAGACAGAGAUUUGUGUUGAGCCCAAAGGCUCAGUGAAGAAACUAAAAUGCUGAAUUUUUAUAAAGAAAUUAUUCUUAGCUGUUUUAAAAUUUCUCUCUCUUUGACUGAAGUGGUUGUAAUGAAACACAGACAGCGGAGCAAGAAAUCUGAAGUACACAGAGACGAGACAGCGUUGUGACUUGAAAUCAAAUGUAACCUUUUGAAUUAUAACUGACGAUGGUCUCGCGUUUUACCUCUUGUACCUGUUUGUGCUUAUUCAUAUUCAUGUUUUUUGCACUUGUCUUGUUUACUGAUUAAAACGCUUCUCAGUAUGAAA